Messenger RNA from Mercenaria mercenaria, 892 nucleotides. Its product is annotated as heavy metal-binding protein HIP-like. The transcript is spliced from 3 exons. The coding region runs from base 35 to 892 and encodes 285 amino acids. Gene Ontology annotation, molecular function: protein binding. The record is from RefSeq and is a predicted model, not a curated record. Lineage: Eukaryota; Metazoa; Mollusca; Bivalvia; Venerida; Veneridae.
GUAUAUAUGUAUCGAAAUCAUUCUUCCUUUUAAAAUGAACUUGCUAAGUAAAAUGAUUUUAUUCUUGCUGCUUUGCGCACUUCCAUGUACUGCUGGACAAGAAUUACAUAAGAAGGACUCUGUGUCACACAUACUCGCGGAGUUAAAAAACUUGCAAAAUGCUCAGAAAAUAUACACAAAUAAACUAUCGGAGCUUGAUGAGUUCAAAUCCCGCGUUUUAUCUUUAGAGAACAGCGUGAAAAACUUACAAGAUACAGUGAAGGAUUUACAACGAGAGAAUAAAGAACUCGUCUCUACAUUGCAUCGGCUUGAAACCAGUAAUGGGCAAAACAAAAAUGUCAAUGACUAUGAGUCGAAAACAGAGGGUACUGUUGAAGAAACAGCAAGCGAUGACAAUAGAGACAAAAGCCAUAAUGCCACAUUCCCGUUGCAAAAAAUAUUUAAAGAAUCCAAGAAAACGAACAAGCAUGACCAAAGAAUUCGUCAGGUAACUGAUGCACAUAUUGCAUUUACAGCCGGUCUCUCUGCACAUUUAUCACUUGGCGACCAUCACACUGUUAUCUACGAUCAAAUGUUUACCAACAUUGGCAAUGCGUACCAUCCUCACACUGGAAUAUUCAUUGCUCCCUAUAAAGGAGCUUACGUCUUCUCUACAAAAAUGAUGUUGUUUCCAGGAGAAGAGCUAUAUCUAGAGAUUGUUAUAGAUGGCAGUCCUGUCAACUACAUUUAUUCGGACUCCACAGCUGCAAGUCACUACGCAUCUGCAACAAAGGAAUGGAUUCUUGAAGUGAAUAAAGGAUCGGAAGUAUGGAUCCGCUCUAAUGGUCAUGGCAGACUUCAUGGGGGAUUACAUUGUAUUUUUUCGGCAUUUCUCUUGUUCGAAACACAAUGA